AUGAAUCGGCGGCCUUUUUCUUGUCGCGAAUGCACCGCUGCAUUCUCUCGGAAAGACAUCCUCGUUAGGCACAUGCAGAUCCAUGAGCCGACGGAGACACCCCCAGCGAAGCAGCACAGGACACCCUACGUCGCUCAGGCCUGCUUGAAGUGCGCAAAGUCGAAGCAACGUUGUGAUGGCCAGCUUCCCUGUGGUAGAUGUACCACGAAGCAAUUUGAAUGCUCGUAUCCACCGUCGAAAAACAGACGUGCGGCUCAGAAAACACAAAGCUCUUUCGCCAGUCGUGAUCAAGGUCUACAAGAUGAGACAGCCUACACAGGAUUAGCUCAUCAGCCAGGGCCCACUCAACAAUCAGAGAACUCGACAGAUUCCGAUAUUACUUCACUCUCACACUGGCCGCCGAGCAACAUUGAACCAAUCAAUGGUCUGUCGUCUCAGCCUUCCCUGGCCCCAGAUCAAGAUAUCGAGUCUGUGUUCGAUGUAUAUGGCGACUUUGGAUGUUCUGGCCCCAGCGAUGCAGGAGCCUUUUGGAGUUUAGAGAACUUUCUCUCCAUGGGAGAAAUGCCUAGCUUACCAUCACCUUCAGCACAGCAAUUUCCACUGCCCCAGAUGACGGUUCCUGAACUUGCUCCUGCUGCAACACAGAUUAUGCCACCGCCAGUUCCAAGCGAACUCGAAGCCGACAGAUUUGAAUCAGAGACCCCAACACCAAGCCUGUCUCAGAAUUUCAGAUCCCCUCAUUCCUCGAAUGAACGGUCAAGUGUUAGGAGCCUUUCGGCUACAAAUGAUUGUGUUGACCCGGAUUCUGAUGCCUGGCGCGCAGAGGAUUACUGCCACGUGCCGCGUUUGUCAGAGGACGCGUAUCAAGAAAUGGCAAAGCAUUUUGCACGCUACAACCGAGACGACGAGUAUUGGUCCACCUUCACCAACAGCGACUUUCCAGCGAUCACUCAUAUCAAUACCUUCAUACAAGUGUAUUUUGAAGAGUUUCAUUGUCUCCUUCCGUUCCUUCACAAAGCAUCUUUUGCCCCAACAAAGGACCAAUGGAUUCUGUCCCUUGGUGUUGCUGCGAUUGGCAGCAUAUUCUCCCGGGCAACAAAUUCGAGAAUGACAUCCUUCGACUUGCUAGAGCUCCUACGACGUGCUAUACAUGUCCAGUCUGAACGGGUCCGAAGUUCGCAAUUAGAUAUUUCCUUCGUACAGGCUGUUCUCCUAUAUCAACUCGGUAUGAUGUUUGGUCCAGAGACUGCACGAAUCGAGACUGUACCUAUUACGAGGGCGCUCCUUGAGACUCUGUGCCGAAAGAUGGCAUGUUACACCAAUUUCGACGCCUUUUGUCAACCUCUCGACAGUGAAAAGUCGGGCGAAGACAAUUGGGCCGCUUGGAUCAAGAAGGAAAGUCUUCACCGCUUAUUCUACUCAGUUUGGAUCCUCGACUGCGAGUACAACUGCUUUUGGUCAGGCUUAGGCAUAGCAACCAUUGAUUGCCUACAGCUGCCCGCACCUUUCCAUCCCAAGCUUUGGGAGGCCUCUUGUGAGGAAAUAUGGAAGAAACAUAAAAGUGUCAAAUAUCAUUCCGACAGGCUCAACCGUGCACCGAUCUACCUUGGCAUCCUCCAGGACCACGCCAAAACACUUCCGCCUUCAAGGCUCUCCGGUGCUGUUGAGAGUCUCUCCCACUUACUAUCAAUUUUUAUCUAUGCACCAGUUCAAGAGCUUUACGCAUUCUCGGGCUGGCAGGUAGAUACCACCCAACGUGCUAUUGUUCACGCCAAGUUACGUAUUUGGAUCCAAAGCAAAAGUGAAGCACGGAAAGCCCUCAUGCACGCCUGUAACGCGUGGUCAAUGAUUCGCAGAAGCAAAACCGGAGCACAGCAUGAGACGAUGGGAUUCUUGGUAGCAACGCUGCUGAUAUGGGCUUGGAUUGAGCUAGGGAACAAGCCAAAAGUAGAUGACAUUGAUCUAUUAUUGACUGUUCGAUUGGAUGAAGGAAAAGACUACUUGAAGGAAUGGAUCAAUACUAAUGAGGAAAGGCGUCUAUAUCUUGGUGGCGUAGGGUGUCUUUGGGACAAGGGAGCAGGAAGGAGACUGCUUCAUGAGUCUACAAACACUCUUGAUGGUUUCGACUGGCCAGCAGCUCAAGCGAUAGCAUCGAUUUUGCGAGAGCAUUACAAGUCUUUUCAUCAGGUGGCCGCCAUUAGCCCGACAACCUGA
Fusarium tjaetaba is the source of this 2214-nucleotide messenger RNA. RefSeq lists its product as uncharacterized. The record is from RefSeq and is a predicted model, not a curated record. Gene Ontology annotation, biological process: DNA-templated transcription; regulation of DNA-templated transcription. Gene Ontology annotation, molecular function: DNA-binding transcription factor activity, RNA polymerase II-specific; DNA binding; zinc ion binding. The coding region runs from base 1 to 2214 and encodes 737 amino acids. NCBI's taxonomy places the organism in Eukaryota, Fungi, Ascomycota, Sordariomycetes, Hypocreales, Nectriaceae. The transcript has 5 exons.